Pseudozyma hubeiensis SY62 is the source of this 2130-nucleotide messenger RNA. Its product is annotated as 4-coumarate-CoA ligase. Gene Ontology annotation, molecular function: CoA-ligase activity. Lineage: Eukaryota; Fungi; Basidiomycota; Ustilaginomycetes; Ustilaginales; Ustilaginaceae. The record is from RefSeq and is a predicted model, not a curated record. Bases 1 to 2130 code for a protein of 709 amino acids. The transcript has a single exon.
AUGCUACGCCUCUUCUCCGAUAUCUUGCACGCCGUCGUCGCAUACAUCGUCCCCUCGUCCUACAUUAACGCCAAAUCGACUCGAUCUGGAUCCAGUCGAACUUUUGCGGACCAGUCUUCUGUUCUUCUCUACGGCGUCAUCUUUGUCGUGUCCCUCGUCGCCCUCCACGUCUUGCGCGCUACACGAGCCGAUUAUCGCCGCAAGUAUUACCUCGACGAAGACACCAUGAUCAUCAAGUCGCCCCACGCUUUUAGGGCCCCUACCAACUACACUCUUCCCGAGUUCCUCUUCAAGCCCAUCGACAUCGCAGCAUGCAAGGAGCGCGUCAACGCCCCGCUCCUCUACCCUGCUGAGCCAGAGGUCACAGGGCGUCCCGAUGCCAAAGUCAUGUCGCUGGUCGAUGUGCGCGAGUACGCUACCAACCUUGCCUCGGCGCUCAUCUCUGGUUCUACCGAGUCCGGUCGCAAGUACGGUAAAGGCGAUGUUGUAGGUAUCAAUGCCGCCAACACACACGACUACCUUGCCUGUGCGCUCGGGAUCAUGAUGACUGGCGCCAGUGUGGCUCUAUUCAACCCUGCCUACAAGCCCGCCGAGAUCGCACACCAGAUUCGAAUGGUCAAGGCCACCGCCGUCAUCACCACCGAAGCUUCGUACAAGGCGACCCAGGAGGCCGCUCACGAAGCAUCCGUGAAAGGCGACGAUGGUCUCGAGCACCUCGCAGCUGCUCCCGAGAUCCUCGUUUUUGAAGAAAGCCACGCCUCGUCCAUCACCAAGAUUCUCAAGGUCGGAAAGGACGAGUUGCCAGAAACGCGUACAUUGCUGGACAAUGUCAAGCUCGAUCCCAAGACCACCACGGCUGUCUUUUGCUUCUCCUCGGGUACCACCGGUGGUCCCAAGGCCGUCAUGCUUUCACACUAUGCUGUCGUCGCCAACAUUAUCCAGGCCUCCUUUUCCAUGCUCGACCGAGUCAACGAUCCUCUCAUCGACGAGGACAACUGGUACGCUGGAGGUCGCGAACUCCUCCGCGGCUACUUGACCACUCGUGUCUCCGAAACCUGGAACACCGCCGCUGACGCCGUCAACACGGUCACCGAGAAGAUCGGUGGUAUCCAAUUGGCACCCCGUCUCAGCCGUGGCGAAUUCCACUUGGGCCUCUUGCCCCUCUUCCACUGCUAUGGUCUCUUGAUGGGUUUCAUGAACCUUCACACCGCCACUCCCACCCUCGUUUUGCCGAGGUUCGCGUUGGAUGUCUUCCUCACCAUCGUCCAGCGCUACCGCGUCACCUUCUGCUUUGUCGUACCACCUAUCCUCCUCGCUCUCGCCAAGCACCCCAGUGUCGACAACUAUGACCUCAGCUCGCUCUCCAAGGUCAGCUCCGGCGCGGCGUCACUCCCUCAAGAACUUCGCGUCGCUGUCAAGAAGCGUCUCGGCAUCGACUCGACCGACGGUUACGGCAUGUCUGAAAUGUCACCUCUCGUCUGCAGUCAAAACACCAAGGACAUCGAGCACUAUCCAAAUACCGUCGGUCAGCUCGUACCCGGCACCGAAGCCAAGGUCAUCGGCCUCGAUGGCAAAGAGGUCGGCUUCGACGAGGAGGGCGAACUCUGCCUCCGUGGCCCACAGAUGAUGCAGGGCUACCUCAACAACGACGAGGCCAACGCCAAGACCUUCAUGCCCUCCGUUGAAGACCCCGACCGCUUCUUGCGAACAGGCGACAUUGUCAAAGUCAACAAGGACGGCUUCGUCACCAUCACCGACCGUCUCAAGGACGUGAUCAAGUACAACGGAUUCCAGGUACCACCCUCGGAACUCGAAGCCCUCAUGUUCAAAGAAGACCGCGUCGGCGACUGCGCCGUCCUCGGCGUCCCCGACCAAGAGGGCACCGAGCUUCCCUGGGCCUUCGUCGUCCUCAACCCCAAGACCAAGGAAGAGGUCGGCGACGACGAAGGCAAGAAGAAGUCGCUCGAGAAGGAGCUGCUCGACUUUGUCAACCAUCGCGUCAACGCAAACUACAAGAAGCUCCGCGGAUUGACAUGGCUCGAUGCGCUCCCCAAGUCGGCCUCGGGCAAGAUCCUUAAGAAGGACAUCCGAGCCAUGGUCGAGCAGGACAAGUUGACAGCUCGCAAGUAA